AUGAACGUCAGUCUAUUGGAAUAUCUGCAAGUCGGCCCCCCACUGCUACCAAUAGCACCGAAUCCAGGUUACUCGAAAGAAAACACGAAGAACGCUAAAUACAAUGCUCGGGACAUUACAAGUGUGGGUUACUGGAGCAUCUUCAAUUUGGCCACUAUAACCGCCCAAAUAACCGCCCAAUACGGUAACAUUCUUGCCGGAGCAACCCUACCAUCCGAGCCUAUGCCAGCAUCUCCUCCGCAGGUGCUUACCUCGGAGACGAGCUUUCGAAACCGAUUCACCUUGUACCUAGAUUCUAGGAUAAGGCGCAGCCUUCGUGCAGGCUUCCAGUGGCUUCUCAGUCAGAACUCCAUUGAUGGAAACUCUGUUAGUAUGGCAGUAAUCAAGACAGGAAAGAGUUCAGACAGGCCUUGGCAUUGUGAGCUUGUAGCCAUACGCAGGCUUGAUGGCAAUGGAAAUCUUGAGCUCUCGGAUAGCAUACCCUGGGAGACGCAUGGUAGUGCAACCCACCCGGUGCUAACCGUAGCAUUGGCAUUGUGGUAUAUUGGAAUGCUCGCGUCUGACAACCGGAACUGGUUUCUACCAUAAUAGUAUUAACUGGCCACUUUUCUUUAUCG
Molecule: messenger RNA, 617 nt
Organism: Paecilomyces variotii
Lineage: Eukaryota; Fungi; Ascomycota; Eurotiomycetes; Eurotiales; Thermoascaceae
Exons: 3
Coding region: 1-588 (195 amino acids)
Source: RefSeq, a predicted model, not a curated record